Molecule: messenger RNA, 1122 nt
Organism: Salvelinus fontinalis (brook trout)
Lineage: Eukaryota; Metazoa; Chordata; Actinopteri; Salmoniformes; Salmonidae
Product: polyubiquitin-B-like
Biological process (GO): modification-dependent protein catabolic process; protein ubiquitination
Cellular component (GO): nucleus; cytoplasm
Molecular function (GO): ubiquitin protein ligase binding; protein tag activity
Source: RefSeq, a predicted model, not a curated record
GUUUUCUUAGUAUAAAUAAAGUGUCCGCGCCUUUCGUGAAUCAUAUUGAACACAGAAGCAAGAAGAGUUUCUAAGAAGACGUGUUGGUGAAAUUUACUUCGAGGUUAAUCGUGUAAAGAUGCAGAUCUUCGUGAAGACCCUCACAGGCAAGACCAUCACCCUUGAGGUGGAGCCCAGUGAUACCAUUGAGAAUGUGAAGGCCAAGAUCCAGGACAAGGAGGGCAUCCCCCCAGACCAGCAGCGUCUGAUCUUCGCUGGCAAGCAGCUGGAAGAUGGCCGCACCCUCUCCGACUACAACAUCCAGAAAGAGUCCACCCUCCAUCUUGUGCUGCGUCUCAGGGGAGGCAUGCAGAUCUUCGUCAAGACCCUCACUGGUAAAACCAUCACACUAGAAGUGGAGCCCAGUGACACCAUUGAGAAUGUGAAGGCCAAGAUCCAGGACAAGGAGGGCAUCCCCCCAGACCAGCAGCGUCUGAUCUUCGCCGGCAAGCAGCUGGAAGAUGGCCGCACCCUCUCCGACUACAACAUCCAGAAAGAGUCCACCCUCCAUCUUGUGCUGCGUCUCAGGGGAGGCAUGCAGAUCUUUGUCAAGACCCUCACUGGUAAAACCAUCACACUAGAAGUGGAGCCCAGUGACACCAUUGAGAAUGUGAAGGCCAAGAUCCAGGACAAGGAGGGCAUCCCCCCAGACCAGCAGCGUCUGAUCUUCGCCGGCAAGCAGCUGGAAGAUGGCCGCACCCUCUCCGACUACAACAUCCAGAAAGAGUCCACCCUCCAUCUAGUGCUGCGUCUCAGGGGAGGCAUGCAGAUCUUUGUCAAGACCCUCACUGGUAAAACCAUCACACUAGAAGUGGAGCCCAGUGACACCAUUGAGAAUGUGAAGGCCAAGAUCCAGGACAAGGAGGGCAUCCCCCCAGACCAGCAGCGUCUGAUCUUCGCCGGCAAGCAGCUGGAAGAUGGCCGCACCCUCUCCGACUACAACAUCCAGAAAGAGUCCACCCUCCAUCUUGUGCUGCGUCUCAGGGGAGGACAGUAAAAGUUUCCCCUGCUUCUGUUUUGACAAAUGUUAUCAGUUUUUCACUUUUUUUUUUAUUGAAGUCAUUAAAGGCUAAAUGAAUGCAA